Messenger RNA from Menidia menidia (Atlantic silverside), 2733 nucleotides. The record is from the annotation of a GenBank genome assembly. Lineage: Eukaryota; Metazoa; Chordata; Actinopteri; Atheriniformes; Atherinopsidae.
AUGGACAAAGAAGCGGUGCUGACUCAUAUCCUGAAGUCUAGGAGUGCACCCACAUUCUUAGGCGGAGAGCUGCCUUCCAGUGUAAUUAGCAGUGAUAAGUACAUACCUGCACUAACCGCUGAGGCUCAGAAUGACAACUUCCCCUCCCUCGAUCAUGCCAUCCACAGUGCUCUGUCUGGUCAGAGGAGAAGGGUUGCACUCAUUGGUCCCGAAGGAUCCGGUAAAAGCACCGCUCUGCAGAAGCUCACCAUUGACUGGGCUAAAGGAGAGCGCCUGCAAAACUUCUCACAUGUCUUCCACUUCAGCUUCAGUGAGAUAAAUUCUCUCGAACGUGCUCUCUCUUUGGAGACUCUAAUCCAGCACAAUCGUCAUCAAGUCUCUCCUGAGGCCAUUCCUCUGGUCAUAGAGAAGCCUGAGGAUGUGUUGUUUGUAUUUGAUGGUCUGGAUCGGUACCAGCACAGCCUGGACCCCUCCACCCACAGCCUCGUCUCUGACUGCAGUCAGACGGCCUCAGCGUCCUGCUUAGUGGCCAGUCUGCUCCAUGGAUCCCUGCUGGGGGAAGCUGCCUUAGUGGUGGCCACCAGGCCAACAGGAAACCUGGAGUUUUUCUGUGGCACAAAAGUAAACGUGUUGGGGUUUCUGAAGCCCCAGCGAGAGGCCUACUUUAACAACUUCUUCACUGAGCCCACAGCUGCCAAGACAGCUCUACUUCAUAUGGAAAGGACUCUAGGCUUCUACGAUUUCUGCACUUCUCCGAGAUUUUGUUGGACAGUUUGUUCGAUUUACAAAUACCUUCUGGAUUCUGGUGCAAAACUUCCUGAGGCCGUAUCUCAGCUGCAUGUAGAUCUUCUGGUCUACUUGAUUCAGACGCUCUCGCUGAGUGGAGCUCAGAGCAGAGCACUGGUGUUGGUCCUCGGCAGGAUGGCCUCUCACUGCUUAAUUAGCCAACACUCAGUUUGCACCAAAGAGCACGUUGACUUCUACACUUCACAACAACCUAUAAUGUCAGUGAAUGUUCUUUUGCGAGUGUUUGGUGAGCUGGAGCCUGGCACAGGUAACUUCUCCUUUCACUCCCAGCUGAUGCUAGAGUUCCUUUUGGCUGUGGCUUUCUUUUUGGACCGGUCAACACACGACGGUGCGGAGAGGAUGCUAAAAAAGCAUGAAGGCCAGGCAAAGUUCCUGGAUCUAUUCCUGUCUGGGCUCUCAGAGCCCGUCCAGCGUAGACCAUUGGAGGCCCUGCUGGGGGCAUUUGAACCUGAUCAGAUCAAGGACUACAAAUGUUGGUUCAAAAGCAGCUCAAAGGAAACGCUGAAAGCCUUCCGUAGAGACAAGCUCUACAGGUGCUUCCAUCUGCUGCACCAAGCCCAAAAUGAGAGUUUGGUAAAAGAGCUUUUGCCUCUCUUAGCAAGACUCAUGAAUUAUCAUAGUGACCUGAGCCUCCAGGAUUGUGUGGCUUUGAAUUAUGUUGUCACGUGCCUCGGUGAGUUGGAGAGGUUUGAGCUGAACCACACAAACUUCACAGAAGAGAAGGCUGAAGUCCUGGCCCCGACUUUGAGCCUGGCACAACAGAUAACUUUUAAACAGACCCCCUUUAGUGCAGGAGCACUCCCUCGUCUGGCUUCUGCUCUCAGCAGGGGACUCGUCAGGGAGCUCCAUCUCUCCAACUCCAACCUCUGUGAGGAACAUUUGAAAGUUCUCUGCUCUGGGCUCAAAGACAGCAAGCUGCAGAAAUUAAACCUGAGAGCAUGCGAGCUGACGGGGGCGUGCUGUGAAGAUCUGGUCACUGUGCUGACCUCAGAAACGUCCCAGCUGCACGAGCUAGAAGUCGGCUUUGAUGACAUUGGAGAUAUUGGGUUUGCAAAGCUGUGCGAGGCCAUGCACCAUCCUCAUUGCAGACUACAGGACCUCUUCAUGAAAAGGUGCAACUUGACUGCAGCAUCCAUGGGGGCUUUCGCAGAAGCAUUGUGCUCUGGUCAAUCACAUCUGAGAAAACUGGACCUGGAAUCUAAUAAUAUUGGUGACAGUGGAAUGGAGGCGUUGUGCAAAGCCUUACAACACCCACUUUGCAAAAUGCAGAGUCUAAGGUUGUUUGAUUGUGACCUGACAGCUGUGUGCUGUCCCCAUUUGAGAGACGCCUUGAUGUCAGAUUACUGCUCUCUGUUUGAGCUGGAUCUGUCGCUGAACGAGCUGGGCCAGGAGGGGGGACUACAGGUCUGCCAAGGCCUGACUCGACCUGAUUGUGCCUUAGAGAAGCUCAACUUGACGCGAUGUGAGCUAACUCUGGCAGUCUUCAAGGAACUGGGCUCACUGCUGAGAAAUGGGACUUGCCAGCUCAAAUCCCUGUCUGUGGGUCUUAAUAAAGUAGGAGACCAGGGGGUUAAAUAUCUUUGGGAGGCUGUGGCACACCCAAGCUGCAUUUUAGAGGAACUAGAUGUUGAAAUGACAAAGCUGACGGAUGCCAGUGUGAAAGACGUCUGCGCGGCUAUAAGAGCCAGCAAGACUCUGACAAGGCUGGAGAUGAGAAACAACUCACUGACUGAUGCCUCCGUCCCAGCUAUCUGCCAGGUCAUGAAGGACAGCCCCAAUAUGCAGGAGUUGGUUCUGAGAUACAAUGACUUCAGUGAGGAAGUUUUCGACAUGCUGGAGGAGUCGAAGAUAACGUACUAAAGAGAGAGCCGAAGUCCAUCCAUCGUACAGACCGUAAGACUGGACAUCACUGCAAACACAAAGAUA